Molecule: messenger RNA, 3255 nt
Organism: Lycium barbarum (goji berry)
Lineage: Eukaryota; Viridiplantae; Streptophyta; Magnoliopsida; Solanales; Solanaceae
Exons: 3
Coding region: 1-3255 (1084 amino acids)
Molecular function (GO): zinc ion binding; nucleic acid binding
Source: RefSeq, a predicted model, not a curated record
AUGGCAAGACCAUGGCAUUGGUGUGGCCAUGUCAAGGCAGCAGAAUCUGCGGCAAAGCUAAGUCAGGGGCUGGUUGAGCUAAGGCAUGGGCAAGACAAGCAGAUAAGGCUAAGGCAUGGCGUGGCACGGCAAGGCCGUGGGUGCAAGCAAGGCAAUGUCAUGGACAAGUUGGGGGCAUGGCAAAGGCACACAUGUGCACUAGGCAUGUCGUGCAUGGAAAAUGGCGGGAAGGGCGAGCAGGCACCAAGGAUUGGUGCUAAAGCUGGGUGUUGGCGCCAAAACUCAGCAGGGGCUCGCGCAUAUGCAUGGCACACGCGAGCAGUUGAGCGGAUUCCUUUAUUUUCAGUCGCAAUAGUCAUGCUGGCUGGGCAGUUUCCUUUGAAUUCAACUUGCAAUGCUAAUCCUAUGCAGUUGGGGAUGUCAACUGCUUUUCCUAGGAUAAGGGCUAAGUGGGCCAAGUGGUCCUAUCAUUACGAAGUCCAAAAAGACGCUAAAGCAGAGAGCUACGACCACAAGGAGGCGCUGACCGGCCUUGAUUUCAGGCUCACAGAGGCGCUGGCCAGUUUGCAAGCUAAGGUAGAGACCUUGGAGACGCAACUGGAAGCGGCCAGGCUCAGAAACGGUGCUGGUCCAGUCAAUAUUCGAGAAACCCGCAUAGAAGUUCCUAAACCCAAAAAUUUCAAGGGUGAAAGGAACGCCCAAGAUGUGGAAGAGUUCAUUUGGCAAAUGGACGCGUACUUCGAGCACGUCAACAUUAACGAAGAAGUUGCUCGCAUUCGGACAGCAGCCAUGUACUUGAGCGAUACCGCCUUAUUGUGGUGGCGGAGAAAGAAAGCGGAGAUGGAGAUAGGAGCAUGUUCCAUUGAGAAUUGGGAACAGUUCAAGAAGGAGUUAAAACGACAGUUUUACCCCCAAAACGUUGUGCACGAGGCCCGUCGAAAGUUGAGGGAGCUCAAGCAAACAUCCACCAUCCGCGAUCUUGACAAUGCCAUUGUGGUGGCGGAGUCCUUAACCGAUCUUCGCACCGACAAUACCAAAGCGAAAGAUAACCGAGGGAAGCAAGCUGCUGCCAAGGGUGAUCAAGGCAACGAGGACAAAGAUAAAUCUGUCUCCAACAAGGGUCUUGAGUCCAGGGGAGAUCGAGAUCGCAACCGGGGUUCCAACUCCAAGUUUCGCAAAAGCUACGAAGAGAGGAAGCAGAAUUCCACCUCAAACGACGGUUGUUACCUGUGUGGACAAUCAGGUCAUCUCUACAGAAAUUGUCCUUCGUUGAGCAAGCUAGGCGCAAUACUUGCUGCCAACAAGCAAGCAGGUGCGCAAACCGAAGGUCAGACCGGUGAACCAGGCCCGAAGGCGGAGGCUACAGAGCAAGCAAAGCCUAAAGUUGCAGGCUUGUUCAAUCAUAUGACGCUUGCUGCCAUCACAGCUAAGCCACCUCAAAUCAGAUCGAGAGAGUCACUGUUCGUAGAGGCGACCCUAAAAGGCAAACCAGUCCGCAUCAUGGUGGACACAGGUGCGACGCACAACUUCAUUAUAGAAGAAAAGGCAAAGGAGCUGAGCCUUUCCUACGUUUCCAGUGACUCGCUGUUGAAGACAGUCAACUGCCUCCCCACUGACGUAAAUGGAUUUGCCCCUAAAGUCCAUCUCGUCUUAGGUAAUUGGCAAGGGUUCACCGAUUUCACUGUUUCCCCCAUGGACGUCUUUGACAUCGUAUUGGGUCUGGAUUUCUGGUACGAGAUCAACGCGUUUAUUUCGCCGCGUCUCAACCAAUUGUUGAUUAGAGAUCCAAGCUGUUCUUGCGACGUGCCGUUGAUUCGUGUACAUCAAUCGGGCGUGCGCUUGUCCGCGAUGCAGUUGAUAAAAGGGUUCAAGAAAGGGGAACCAACCUUUCUCGCAACUCUUGUAGCAGUUGCGGAUGAAAAUAGUGCCAAAGAGGGGGAAGCAUUACCCCCAUGUGUGCAGCGAGUCCUUGAGGAGAACAAGGACGUAAUGCCCAACGAGCUGCCCAAGCAGUUACCUCCACGAAAGGAGGUUGACCAUCAGAUCGAGCUGGUACCAGGAGCCAAGCCACCCGCCAUGACUCCUUAUCGCAUGGCACCACCAGAGCUUGAAGAGCUAAGGAAGCAACUCAAGGAGUUGCUUGAAUCUGGGCAUAUUCGCCCAUCGAAGGCACCAUUUGGAGCACCUGUUUUGUUCCAAAAGAAGAAGGAGGGAACGCUGAGGCUUUGCAUUGACUAUCGUGCCCAUAACAAGGUCACGGUGAAAAACAAGUACCCAAUUCCCUUAAUUGUCGAUUUAUUUGAUCGCUUGGGACAAGCCAAGGUAUUCACCAAGAUGGAUCUGCAGAAAGGAUAUUAUCAAGUACGCAUUGCAGAGGGCGACGAGUCGAAGACUACUUGUGUGACUCGUUAUGGAGCGUUUGAGUGGCUAGUCAUGCCAUUCGGUCUAACCAAUGCACCUGCUACCUUCUGCACACUGAUGAACAAACUCUUCCACCCAUUUUUGGACCAGUUUGUUGUGAUCUACCUCGAUGACAUCGUAGUAUACAGCAACAGCUUGGAAGAGCACCUGAAACAUCUCCGCACAGUCUUCCAAGUGUUGAGGGAGAAUGACCUGUGCGUCAAGCAGGAGAAAUGCACUUUUGCCCAGCCACAAGUGCAGUUCCUUGGCCAUACCAUCAGCCAAGGAGAAAUCAGAAUGGACAGCGACAAAGUUAGCGCUAUUCAAGAUUGGAAGACCCCGACCACAGUAACUGAACUUCGGUCCUUUCUUGUCCUUGCCAACUACUACAGGCGGUUUAUCCUUGGAUACUCGGCCAUUGCAGCACCACUGACCGACAUGCUGAAGAAAGGUCGCGAGUGGAAAUGGACACCUUUGUGUCAAGAGGCGUUUGAGGGCCUCAAGGGAGCAAUUGUGAAGGAGCCUAUCUUAGCUCUACCUGACUUCACCAAGGUAUUUGAAGUCCAUACUGAUGCCUCAGAUUUUGCUAUUGGUGGCGUUCUCAUGCAAGAAGGCCACCCUAUAGCCUUUGAAAGCCGAAAGUUGAACGAUGCGGAGCGGAGAUAUACUGUCCAAGAGAAGGAGGUGACGGCCGUAGUCCACUGUCUAAGGACCUGGCGUCAUUACUUGCUGGGGGCACAUUUCAUUGUCAAAACAGAUAAUGUGGCGACAAGUUAUUUCCAGUCUCAGAAGAAGUUGUCACCUAAACAAGCUCGGUGGCAAGACUUUCUGGCAGAAUUCGACUACACCUUGUAA